This is a messenger RNA of Diospyros lotus (date-plum), 1342 nucleotides long. RefSeq lists its product as uncharacterized. The transcript is spliced from 5 exons. NCBI's taxonomy places the organism in Eukaryota, Viridiplantae, Streptophyta, Magnoliopsida, Ericales, Ebenaceae. The record is from RefSeq and is a predicted model, not a curated record. The coding region runs from base 58 to 873 and encodes 271 amino acids.
AGGAAGGAAUAGGUGAAAACGAGGCCUUAUUAUGCGAAGAUUGCAAGAAGACUGCAGAUGGCGGUGAUGAUGAUGCUCAGCCAAGCUCAGCCUCCGAGCGCCGGAGGAGCCACAUCCGCUUCCAGAUGCUCCCUAUCCUCUCCGUCCCAAUUCACCCAUUCCUCCUCUCUCUUCGUCCACAUCCGCCCCAAGUUUCUGUCCAGAAGCGACCCCAAAGCCAACAGAUUUCCUAGUCUACUCACCGCCGCAAACGCCGAGGGGGGCGGCGGCCCCGCCACCAAGCCCAGCCCGCCGGCGCCGCGGCCUUAUAUUGCCGACGACACCGCCGUGUCAUUUGUCGGGGAGGAGAGCGUCCCUCUCGAGGGCGUCAUUCAGUUCGACAAACCCAAUUCUUCUUCGCUUAUCAGCAAAUGGGGUCGGGUGGCUCUUCUUGCUGGUGGUGAUGUGUUGGCUUUGCUUCUAUUCUCUGCAAUCGGGAGGUUUAGCCAUGGAUUCUCUGUUCUUGACACUGAAACUCUGCGCACAGCUGAUCCUUUUAUUGCCGGAUGGUUUUUGGGUGCUUAUUUCCUUGGGGGUUACGGGGAGGACGGCCGAGGAAUGAAUGGCCGGUCUAAAGCUGUCAUUGCUGCUGCCAAAUCAUGGUCUCUGGGUAUCCCGAUAGCAAUUAUUAUAAGGGCAGCAACAAUAGGUCAUAUUCCACCGCCCAAUUUUAUUCUAGUAACCUUGGGAAGUACUGCUUUAUUACUUGUUGGAUGGAGAGCGUUAUUGUUCGGCACCUUCCUCGAUGAUAACAAGAACAAGAAUGACACGUAUAGGCAGGGCAACCCAUUUGAACUCUUUGAGCUGCUCACAUCGUUAGUUCGAAGGUGGUGAUGGAAAUUCUUCUCCUUUUCUUGUAACCUUGAUUUCCUUAUCCUGUCUCCAACAUUUUGUUUUUCCAAGUUCAUAAUUUUCAAUGCCCAAUACUCGAGUUGUAUCGAGCAGCGACCAAUGUAAGCAUUGCAAGAGGAACCUGCAUUCUUACGUUGUAUAGUUUUUACUGAUCCAAGUGGAGCAACUCAUUUGAAAUCUUCUUUGGUGUUCAUAUUGCUUCUAAUUUCCUCGACUGCAACAAACAAUUGAAGCCCGUUGUAUUAGAAAUUAUAUGUUCAUGUUUGAGGGAAAAUGAGUGUUAUUUUCCUCCCUGUAAUUGAUGACCUUAACUGAGAAAAUGGAGAAUAUGUACGGGGAAAAUUGUGUUCUAAUAUGUGUGAUAAUGUGAAGACAGGCAAGGGCUGGCUUUAAAUUUGAUGUAAAAAAUGUCUUCUAUGUACAGCAAAAAAGUCAAAAGAUUGAACUAGUA